Messenger RNA from Carassius auratus (goldfish), 582 nucleotides. Its product is annotated as DNA helicase MCM9-like. Lineage: Eukaryota; Metazoa; Chordata; Actinopteri; Cypriniformes; Cyprinidae. The record is from RefSeq and is a predicted model, not a curated record. The transcript has a single exon. The coding region runs from base 69 to 473 and encodes 134 amino acids.
UGGAUUCCGAACCACGUAGUGACCACACUAGUGAUUGUCCAAAUGGUCAGAAUCACAGUAAUGUUAAGAUGACCACUGAUUCAGACACUAGUCUGGACUGGUUCCAGUUCUUAUCCAGCUCGACUUGUACCGGCUCCGUGGUCCACACCUUCCCCAUCAUUACUUCCACACAGAACGCCACCACGACACUGGGCACGACGGUGUUGCCUAGCAACAGCCGUUCCUUACGCCACAAGGUUUCUGUGUGGGAGAAGGAUGAGGAUUCAUCUGCGGUUGAGGCUGUGGUGGAGGGGGGCUCCAAAAAGCUCAGAGCCAAACGGCUGAAAGAGAUUAAAGCAUCCCUCCUGCUGAACAAGGAAAGAGUUUUAGGAGAGACAGGCGACGAUUUAGAGAAGAUGUUCUCCCACAUUACACCCAAGACAGGGAAGAAACCGUCAAAAAGGAAAAACACAGCCAUCAGUCCCCUGUCAUAGACCAGGAGGCAGAUUCCAGAGCUUUCAGGAUUUACGAAGCAAACUCACAGACUUCACAUUCAAGCCCAGAGAGAGAAUGACUCAUGGCGAUCAGUCAGUUGCGAAAUCA